Molecule: messenger RNA, 1635 nt
Organism: Pyrus x bretschneideri (Chinese white pear)
Lineage: Eukaryota; Viridiplantae; Streptophyta; Magnoliopsida; Rosales; Rosaceae
Product: pentatricopeptide repeat-containing protein At2g36730
Exons: 1
Coding region: 579-1568 (329 amino acids)
Biological process (GO): RNA modification
Molecular function (GO): protein binding; RNA binding
Source: RefSeq, a predicted model, not a curated record
UUCGUUAUAUGCCGAGUUCUCCCUAAAUCCCAAUCCCCAAAUCAAAAUGCAUGGUUCGGCUUCCAAUCCCAACCGCCAGUAACUGUAAUUCAAACUUUGGCUCCAAAAAGCAGCAAUGUCUCCACCUCCUCAGCCUCUGCUCAACCUUCAAACGCCUCUCUCAGAUCCAUGCCCAAAUCCAAGUCUCCGGCUUUCAAAAAGACCACUUUCUCCUCACCGAGCUCGUCCGCUUCUGCGCCCUCUCCCCCGCCAAAAACUUCGCCUACGCCCGAACCCUCCUCAGCCACUCUGAGUCCUCACCGCCGUCGUCAUGGAACUUCUUCAUCCGCGGCUAUGCCUCCAGCGACUCCCCCCGAGAGGCCAUCUGGGUCUUUCGCGCGAUUCUCCGCAGCGGUGUUCGACCCAACCAGCUGACCUUCCCUUUCCUGAUCAAGUGUUGCGCUUCGGCCGCUGCGCUGAAAUAAGGGAAGCAAGUGCAUGUGGGAGUUGUGAAGUGUGGGUUGGACUGUGAUGUGUAUGUUCAGAACAAUCUGGUUCAUUUUUAUGGUGAGUAUAAGAAAAUUAAGGAUGCGCGGAAAAUGUUUGAUGAAAUGUUUGAGAGAAGUGUUGUUUCAUGGAAUGCGGUUAUAACCGCUUGCGUUGAGAAUUUCUGGUUCGACGAGGGGAUUGAAUACUUUGUGAAUAUGAGGGAUUGUGGGUUUGAGCCGGAUGAGACUACGAUGGUGGUUGUGUUGAACGCGUCCUCGGAGCUUGGGAACUUGAGCGUUGGGAGAUGGGUUCAAUCCCAAGUAAUUGUAAGAGGGUUGGGUUUGAAUUGUCAGUUGGGUACUGCACUUGUGGACAUAUAUGCAAAGUCUGGGGCUUUGGGUUAUGCUAGGAUAGUUUUCGAUAAGAUGGAGACGCAGAAUGUGCGGACGUGGAGUGCCAUGAUUGUAGGGUUAGCACAGCAUGGGUUUGCCAAGGAAGCCCUUGAACUUUUCCUGAAGAUGCUGAGCUCACCAAUAAACCCGAAUUACGUCACCUUUCUUGGGUUUCUCUGUGCCUGUAGCCAUGCUGGACUGGUGGAGGAUGGGUACCGAUACUUUAAUGAUAUGGAACACGUACAUGGGAUUACACCCAUGAUGGUGCACUAUGGUGCCAUGGUGGAUAUCUUAGGCCGUGCUGGCUGUCUCAACGAGGCUUAUAGCUUCAUGAUGAGCAUGCCCCUUGACCCCGAUCCCGUGAUAUGGAGAACAUUGCUGAGUGCAUGCACUACUCACAGUGCCAAGGAUGACAAAGGGGUAGGAAACAAAGUAAGAGAGAAGUUGUUUGAAUUGGAGCCAAAGAGGGGUGGGAAUCUUGUGAUAGCCGCAAACAUGUUUGCCGAAGUUGAGAUGUGUGACAAAGCCGCAAAUUUGAGGAAAGUUAUGAAAGAAAGACGAAUGAAGAAGAUGGCGGAGGAGAGUUGCGUUGAGUUAGGCGGGUCCGUCCAUAAGUUCUUUUCUGGCUAUGAUUCCCAAGCUGAUUAUGAUGAUGUCUACCAGAUACUAGAUGUAUUGAGCUUGCACAUGAAGUUGGUUAACAUGUAAUCAAAAUCAGUUAUCAUGUAACCUCUUUUAUUUCAAAAUUCAUUAAUGGAAUAGCACAUUGCUGAUU